AUGGCGGACAGGAGAGCGGAGAAGUCAUGUGAAGAAGCAAGCAGAUCGUUAGUCAGGCGGGAGUACGAGGCGGCAGUCAGCCACAGCACGGAUGCCCUGGUGGUCCUUGCACCCCAAGCCCAAUCUUCCGGUGCCCCUGUCCCGCCGAGCCCUCCAUCCCAUGUUGUCGCCACCGGACCCCUCCGCAGCCGUGUCCUGCUCUACCGAAUUGCUGCCUUCCUGCAGUUGAAAAACUAUGAUGAAGCAGAUGAAGACUGCAAACAUGUCCUAGCAGAAGAGAUUGCCAGGGGAGAUGGUUCGCUACAGGCCAGCUUGCGCUCCAUGCUGUUGGAUAGCAGCUUGCAAGAGGUGGUCAGCAUCCUCUCCAAAGCCUUGUAUGGAGAGCCAAUGAAUGGCAUUGUUGCAAAAGACCUGACCAGAUUAAAAAUGCUUUUCUCAGAAAUCGAGGCUAUAAAUAGGGAGAUGGCACCAGAAUACACAGAUGACCAGGAGGAAGAGGUCCAAGAUGGCUGGCAGUUCCGGCCUCCUCCCCGAGGAGUCACCAGCAGUGAGGAGUACACCCUCUGUAAAAGGUACUUGGAGCAGGGUCUGUGUCGGUACGGGGCCCAGUGUACGUCAGCCCACUCCCAGGAGGAGCUGAUGGAAUGGCAGAAGCGCUAUGCGUCACGCCUCAUCCGCCUCAAACAGCAGCAGGAGAGCAAACACUUCACCGAGAACUACAUGGAGACUCUGAUCGAGAAGUGGAUGAACUCGCUCUCCCCAGAGAAAGUGCUAAGUGACUACUUAGAAGGAGUGAAUGUAGAAACCAGCUCCGGCCUCUCUGUCACCGUCACCACCAAAAAGUCCUCCCACUCCUGGACCUUCUCCUUGUUGUGCAAGCCUGCUAGAAAGCUGUACCGCAUCGCCCUGCUCUAUGAUGCCCACAGACCACACUUUUUCAUCACAGGCGUGUCAGCUGGGGAGCGGCUACAAGCCCUCCCCAAAGGCUGCCAAGAGUGGACCCCAGGAGAGGAGACAGCAGUGGCAGCAGACAAUGGCCUUGACCACUGUCUCUACAAGGUAGCAGUGGGCUUCAGCACAGAAAUCUUCGGUACCUUCCGACAGACUGUUGUUUUUGACUUUGGCUCAGAACCUGUGCUGAUGCAGCGAAUCAUGGUGGAUGCUGCCUCCAUUGAAGACCUAGAGCACCUGAUGGCAGCUAGGCAGCAGCUCUUGAUGACUGCAAAGCGCUGGGACUCUUCCUGUAAGACCAUUGUAGAAUUCACUCCUAAUGAAACGAUGGCAGAGUUGGAGCGCAGCCUACUUUCCCGCUAUCAGAUUCCUCUGUCAGCUGACCAGCUCUUCACCCAGUCAGUCCUGGACAAGACUUUGACCAAAGACAACUACCAGGCCCGGCUGCAUGACCUGCUCUACAUAGAGGAGAUUGCACAAUAUAAGGAAGUUAGCAAGUUUAACAUCAAAGUGAACCUCCAGCUGGUCACCAGCUUUAUGCUGACUGGCAUUUCUGUUGGAGCCAAGUAUGCCCAGAAUGGACAGCUCUUUGCACGCUUCAAGCUCACUGAAACACUCUCUGAGGACACAUUGGCCGGGCGACUUGUGAUGACAAAGGUGAAUUCAGUCUUGGUGCUGCCAUUGGGCCGUGAGGGGUUCAACAGCCAGCCGCCUCCUGGGGUCAAGGAAAGAGUUUAUGAGGCUGUGAUCGAGGAAAAGACCAAGGACUACAUCUUCCUGAGGAUCUGCAAGGACUGUUGUGAGGAGCUUGGGCUAAUACCUGACAGAGAAAUACAGGUGGAGCUCCAGUUCCAGCUGAACCGACUGCCACUCUGUGAGAUGCACUAUGCCCUGGAUCGCAUCAAAGAUAAUACCAUCCUUUUCCCUGAUGUUGGCCUUGUGCCCACCAUCCCAUGGAGCCCCAACAGGCAGUGGGACGAGCAGCUGGAUCCCCGUCUGAAUGCCAAGCAGAAAGAGGCCAUCCUGGCCAUCACCACACCCGUCUCCAUUUCCCUUCCUCCAAUUCUCAUCAUUGGGCCCUACGGCACCGGCAAGACCUUCACCCUGGCACAGGCUGUCAAACACAUCCUCCGCCAGGACCACAGCAGGGUCCUGAUCUGCACACACUCCAACAGUGCAGCUGACCUUUACAUUAAGGACUACCUUCAUCCUUAUGUUGAAGCAGGCAAUCCGCAUGCCAGACCUCUCAGGGUAUACUUCAGGAACCGCUGGGUGAAGACGGUUCACCCAGUGGUCCAGCAGUACUGUCUCAUCUCCGGCAAUCAGAUCACUUUCCAGAUGCCCACAAGGGAGGACAUCCUCAGGCACCGUGUGGUGGUGGUCACCCUCAGCACCUCCCAAUACCUCUGCCAGCUUGACUUGGACCCCGGGUUGUUCACUCAUAUCCUAUUGGAUGAGGCGGCCCAGGCCAUGGAGUGUGAAACCAUCAUGCCUUUUGCUCUAGCUAGCAAGACCACCCGCAUCGUGCUGGCUGGAGACCAUAUGCAGCUCAGUCCAUUUGUGUACAGCGAGUUUGCGCGGGAGCGUAACCUGCACGUGUCACUGCUGGAUCGGCUGUAUGAGCACUACCCCCCUGAAUACCCAUGUCGGAUCCUCCUGUGUGAGAACUACCGUUCCCAUGAAGCUAUCAUCAACUACACAUCAGAAUUAUUUUAUGAUGGGAAGUUAAUGGCAAGUGGGAAGCAGCCCUCCCAUAAGGACUUCUACCCUCUGACCUUCUUCACAGCCAGGGGAGAAGAUGUCCAGGAGAAGAACAGCACUGCCUAUUACAACAAUGCAGAGGUGUUUGAGAUUGUGGAGCGGGUGGAGGAGUUGCGCAAGAAGUGGCCAGUGGCCUGGGGCAAGCUGGAUGAGGGCAGCAUCGGAGUGGUGUCGCCAUACGCUGACCAGGUGUUCCGCAUUCGUGCCGAACUCCGAAAGAAGAGAAUGCAUGAGGUCAGCGUGGAAAGGGUGCUCAAUGUCCAAGGCAAACAGUUCCGCGUGCUGUUCCUCAGCACGGUGCGGACGCGGCAUACCUGCAAGCACAAGCAGACGGCCAUCAAACGUAAAGAGCAGCUAGUUGAGGACUCAACAGAGGACCUCGACUAUGGAUUCCUCUCCAACUACAAGCUACUCAACACGGCCAUCACAAGAGCCCAGUCCCUGGUUGCAGUUGUGGGAGACCCCAUAGCACUGUGCUCUGUUGGACGCUGCAGAAAAUUCUGGGAGCACUUUGUGUCCAUCUGCCACGAAAACUCAAGCCUACAUGGCAUCACAUUUGAGCAGAUCAAGGCUCAGCUGGAGGCACUGGAGCUCAAGAAGACCUAUGUCCUGAAUCCAUUGGCCCCGGAGUUCAUCCCCCGUGCCCUCAGGCCCCUGCAAGGGCACCACUCUUCUUCGCAGGCCCUCCAUCCCCACCAUCAUCCACAUCCUCAACAGGCACAACCCGCCUCCAACAAGCAGGGUCCGCAGCAGCAGCAGCAGCAACAGCAGCAGUCACCCCCUAAAGGGAAACAUGCGAGCCACACAGAGCAACUUCCACCUGAAGGAUAUGUCCAACCCAACCCUGCCAUGCUGAUGGGAAACCCUAUCCGGGCAUUCACACCACCCCUGGGUGGCACACCAGCUGGCAUGGGCAAGUCACCAAGUCCUGUUCAGAGGAUAGAUCCUCACACAGGUGCCAGUAUCCUCUACGUUCCAGCCGUGUAUGGUGGAAACAUGGUCAUGUCCAUGCCCCUGCCAUUGCCUUGGCCGAGUUACCAGAAUCGCUUUGCUGUGGACCCUCGCAUCAUGAGCCACCCUGCAGCCAUGGCCUACAACUUUAACCUGUUGCAGGCCCAGAAUCGAGGCUCCCCCAUCCCUUACAGUGGAGUGGCCCACCCCUCUCCUCUAGGAAUGGGCCAGCCCAGCCCUGAUAAGGAGUUACAGGCAGACCCCAUCAGAAAUGGGAAAUUAGAAGGAUGCCCUAAGUCAGAACAGAGCCGUCUUCAGACACCAGAGAGGAAAACCACAGACAUGAAGGAAAAACAGGGAGAUUUAGACACAGGCCAAAGUCGAAGUCUAGAGUCUCAGCCAGACGGGCUUGUUGGAUUUCCCAAUGCGCUGCUCCAUCGAAAAGAUCCCUCAGCUGCCCAGAGACCCCUCAACUACCACCUGGCACCACCCAACCCAGCUUUUCCUCCACAUCAUGCCAGUGGAAGAGCCUUCCCCCCACAGUAUCCGGUCUCCAGGCUUCCUUAUCGGGUCAGCCAGCCUCAACACCCAGGGAUGGCCCAACAGAGUCAACAGCAACAGCUCAGCCCUGCCUACACUGGUGGUAGCCACAAUGCUUCCUUCUUCAGUGGCCCCAUACCCCCUCACAGGGCUGUCCAGUCUCCAACUUUGGAUGGGCCAGAGUCUGGAGGGGUGGAGGAAAUGAGUAGCUCCAUUAGGACUCCAAUGGGCCACCCAGGGGCCCACCACCCUGGCCAGCAUAACCGGGUCAACAGCUUUGGGGAGGAUGGACAGGAUGGAAGCCUGGGAGACGGUCUGGACCUCCAGGGUCCCUUGGCCCUAGAGGCCCUGAGCCAACAGCAGCAGCAGGCAGCCAGGCUGGGCCAGUGGGGGGAGGCAGCAGGCCCUUUUCUCCAGAGCAGCGUCGCCUUCCCUCUGCCCCAACAGCUCGCCCACCUUGCUCAGCCCGGCAUGGCUCGCUUCCCCCAUCAGUUGCUCCGGGCAGCUAGUUGGGGCCUUAGUGCCAAUAUGGAGGACGAAGCUGUUCCUUCUGCCUCCACUGGGCCCCCUUUCACCAGGUACCCGGGCCUUUUGAGGGAGAUGCCCCCACAGGAACAGCCAGAACCCAGAGAAGCCGCUGAGAUGCAGCCCCCACCUCAAUCUCGUCUCCUUCAGUACCGACAGUCCCAGCCCCGUUCCUCAGGUGACCCUUCAUCCUCUUUAGCCCCCACCUCCAAUCAUGCUGGCCCUUUCCCAUCUGGACCUUACUCCCAUGACACUGGCCGCGAUCUCCUUAACGACAACCUUCUCAACAACCAAGCUCUGCAGCAGCAGCAGCAGCAGCACCCUGGAAACCCACUGUAUAAUGCUGGUAGCUACCCACAUCAGCCACCAGCCCACCCUGCCAGCCCCCCUCCCUCCCAGGUCAAAUACCUUCUGCAAGAGGCCCAGUGGUCUCAUGGUGGAGCUGCAUCAGUGAGCCCCCCACAGCAGAACCACCUGUUAGGGAACCAGGGCCACGGCCUUCCUUAUGGAUUGCCCAUCAUGGCUCACCCCAGCAGACAGGAGCAAGUCCACCUGAUGCAACUUCACCAUCAGCACCAGCAGCAGCAGCAACAGCAGCAGCAACAGCAGCAGCAGCAGCAACAACAGCAGACAACAACAACAACAGACAACACACAACAGCAACAGCAGCAGCAGCAGCAACAACAACAACAACAACAACAGCAGCAGCAGCAACACCAACAAAGUCAAGGUCCAGACCAGGAGUCCUACCACCCAUUGUCCCCCAGAACAUCAGCAGCCACAGCCCUUCACAAUGUAGAUGAGUAUGAACCCAGAGGUCCAGGCCGGCCUCUCUAUCAGCGCCGGAUCUCUUCCAGCUACCCUGAUGAGUCGUCUCCAGCCAACACCCACAAUGCCCUGUCCCAGCAGCCGCAGCCCUGUACGUCAGACCACCAGGACCACCCUCAUCCGCACAUACAGCAUCAUCAGCACCCACAUGCCCCCUACGGUUACCCCUCGCAUGACCUCUGGCCCAGUAAUGGUGGGGGUCCCGGUCCGUUCCAGAACAUUCCAUGUAACGGAGCCGGCACACUCGCUCAGCACCGGGACCUUCUAGCUUCCAAGGCCCUUCGUCAGACGGAAGAGCAGGUGAAGGCCGAGGCCACAGCAGCAGCACAGCAGACGCACCCACACUCCCUCAACUCCCUUCAGCACCUUGGACAGUUUCCUCCUCUCAUGCCCAAUAACAAGCAUCAGCAGCAACCUCCACCGCCACCGCCGCCGCAGGCUCCCCCAGAGGCCAGCCAGGGGGGUCCAAAUUUAAGCAAACCACCCACCAUGUCCUAUGCCAGCGCCCUCCGCGCUCCACCCAAACCCCGAGCUGUUCGCCCCGAACAGGUCAAAAAGAACAGCGACCCUCUCUCCCUCCUACAAGAGCUGAGUAUAGGAAGUUCAAAUGGUAGCAAUGGGUACUAUUCCUACUUUAAAUGAGUGUCACCUCUCCCACAUAAUAAAUAAGUGAUAAAAAUAUAAAACUAAACAAAAAAGGCAAAACUGUUUAUAAAAACACAAAAAAUAGUGCAAAGUGCAUUUACAAAUUGUUUCUAUCAGUAGAUUUGUUUUCUGGAUUUUGUUUCAUUUUAACUUUUUAUUUGUAACAGUCAUCUUUUCUCCUGUUUCACAUAUCUGUGAAGAAAAUAAGUAUAUAUAAUGAAUGCAUUACUGGUAUAUAUACAUACUCAUUAUGUAUAUAUGAAUAUAUACUUAUAUUAUCUACACUUGUAUAUGUACGUAAUGCUAAAAAAAGUUAUAAAAAAAAAAAUAAAAAAGGCAAGAUUUGGUUGACCACUUAGCUACCUGCAUAUUUUUCCUUAUUGAAGUUGGUUUUGUUGGUUACUAAAUAAGUAUGUUAAAGUUUUUAUCAUUUUGUAUUCCUCAGUUUUGAGUGGACGUUGCGUCUUGAUUUUCAUACUACUGUAGUUGUGGUAACGGACAAAAGCUAAGUGGUCAACUGACACAGAAACUACAUGGAAUAGUGUAUAGAAGUAGAUAAAUUUUCCUCUAAUCUGUACAUAUAAAGAAAAUAAAAGACUGAAUUGUAUGCCACAGACAUGUCCUUAAAUUCCUGUAUCAUGCUAGCAUUUGCAUUAUGAAUUAUUUUUUGUUCGUUGGCUUCUGAUCCUUAAUUCUUAGACAUCCUUACCCUGGGAAUCACCUUCAGUGAUUUAGUAGUGAAUGUGAUUAUUUACUGAAAAAUACAAAUAUUGAUUGCGCAUUUUAUUUCUCACCAAUGUCUCAUCAACAAUAGUUACAGUGUGAAAAUGUCAACAUAGCAACAGCCACGUCAUUCCUCCUUGGUUUGUUUUAAGGAUCAGAGAACACCAGACAUCGCUUUCUGUGAUAAGAUUAUCCCAAACUGCUUCGCUUGUGGCCGAUACUCAUUUUAUUUAGUUUCUUUUGUUUGUGUCAACAAAAUCUCCAUCAGAAAAAAAAAAUGUUUCAAUAACUGCUGGUGGACAUGAAAUGUUUUUGGUUUAGUUUUUUUUUGUGUGUUUUUUUUUUUGUCAUUAAUGGACAUUGAGCAUUUUUGAAAAGGUUGCAGUACUCUGAGGGUUUGUGAAAGUGAAAGAGUGGUGAGGUCAAUGUGGUCUGUCGUGAUAGGUAAGUUGAAACUGAGGGUGUGAUCAACACUGUCAUUCAGAUGUUUUUGAACAAGCUAAAUGUUAGCAUUUUUGGUUAAGUCUGAAGUAAUUGAAACAGUAGAUUUAUAGUAAAUACCCUGAAAUUUGAAAAUACACAUUAUUAUUAUUAAUAAUAAUAGAUAAUAAUUAUAAUUAUAAUAAUAGCUUGUGUCUUUGUAUUUCAUUGGAAAUGCCCUAGAUGUUGUGCGCUUUAGCAAACAGCAUACUGGGUAUUAUUUGGAUCGUUGAUGCUAUUAUAAUAUACUAUAAUAUACUGUUGGUCUCACAGACGUUUUGCCGUCAUAGUUUCUAAAUACCUUUUCAUAGCUUAAGACAGACUGCCCAAAGAACCUUUGCCAUUUUCUCUGUAAGACCAUUCUUUAAUGCCCGCGUUAUAUGAACCUCAUAAUAAACAGUAAUCACUUAUCUCUCUCGUAAGCUAUUUGCUCCCAGUUCCACCAAAAACGUUAGCCAUAGAAAGUCAAAAGCAUUUCUUUAUCCCUAAUGUUUUCUCAUUUCAGGACAUUUAAAUGAAACCAUCCCUCCACCACCUUUGAACACUCUGCUUGAGAUUUAACCAAAAACACAACAUCGUAACAAUACAAUAAGCUGUUCAAAAACGUGUUUGCUAAUGUAUGUGUUUGUAGGCUGUGCAUAACGAGAAUGAAUCGGUAAUGUUGUGGAAGUUGUUCCUGGUCAUUCAAAGAAUUGCGUUAUUCACUUUUUCAGUCUUAUCUGGCAUUUUGAUAUUAAGGCAGCAGAUGAACUUCCCUUUAAUUUAACUGAAAAGCUCUUUUUACAUGUGCCACGUCCAUCAUUACUUUUUUGUCUAAGAAAACUAAAACACACAAAGAAUACAACACAGCAUCAUUAAUGUUAAGUCAGCGAGUUGCUUGUUACAGGUUGACACACAAGGAGGCCACACAGCUACAUGCACAUGGAUUUCACUGCUAGUACACACGGAGCCCUGAUGAUGCCAGUCCCUCAUAGCUAAAAUAUAAAAAGAUGCUGGUAUACUAUAUCUGCCAUGGUUUUCCUUUUCCUAAAGCAAUACUGGAAAUAGUCAUCCAGUGAUUUGGUCCUGUUGUAUGUAAAAUCAUUUAUCGUUAAAACACCGCUGCCCCAUUUGCUUAAUUGGUGAAAUUGUAUUAAAUCAUCCUGUUGUUGUUUCACGGCUUUCAAACGGCAGUUAGUCACUUCCUCAGAAAGCUACCACCCCACUGCUAAUAACUUAGAUGUGUUUUGAACAGUCAGCGGAGAGCUUCAUAAAGGAAUGGUUUUAUUUUGAAGUUUUGACAUUUUAAUUCAAAGGUCCAGAUUUUUUGACUUGGCGGAGAACACCACAUACUUGUAAAUAUGCAUUUUCUAGGUAUUUACAAACAAGAACUUUGGGAGCGCCUCAAUUUUGUAGAAUCUGUUCAAAGAAGAGGUAUGCCCUUUUUAAUUAUGCAAAUUCACAAAAAAUAAUGAUAAUUCUAGAAAUGGACAACGACAAACCAGUUGGUAGUUGCAACACCUUGUAACUUUUUAGAUAUUUUUUUUUAAGAUGGUGUCUGGCUGAUUUGACAAAGAGGAGAAUUUCAGUUGCAGCUGUUAUAAGACAACUUAUCCCGCUGUACGAUACAUAUUUUUAAGUAUAUGUUGCUGGAUUUGUCCUGUUCUGUUUUCUCACCACUUCACAGCUGUACAACAAUCAACAUUUUUUGUUUUUUCAAUGUGAAGACUUUCUUUUUGUGCAUGUUGAGAUGACCUGGCUGGUUUUUAUCCCUGAUUUUAUCAGUUUGUAUUGAUUUGUGAAUGAAAAAAAAGAAAAAGAGAAAAAAAAAGCUUUUGUUCAACCUACAGAGUCAAAUUUUGGUAUAUUAUUUGAUGUGUACAAUAACUUGUGACAUUAUCAGCAAAACUAUUAUAAUAUUUUACUAACAUGUCAAUCAAAUAUGUAAUGCUCAUGUAAGUUUCUUUCUUUUUUUUUCUUUUUUUUUCUGCAGUUACUUAGCGGGGCUUAGCUGAGGUUGCUCCCUGCUGUGUGUCGUAUUUCCGAAGCUUUGGACGCGUUAGUUUGGGGAAUCAUUUUUCUCACAAAGCGGUCGUUGGCUAAUCUCUGAAGUUGUGCAAUACUAAUAUUUCACCGCUUCUUCAACUACACUUUUAUUUAUUUUUGAAGCAGAAGAGAUUGAGCCAAAGACAUUCUAUUUACAACUGUCCGUCAUUGCUGAUUUGUUUUUAAGGCUUCAAUUUGUUUUUCCCCCAUCAAGAAUCUUUAUUUCAAAAUCAGUUUGACAGGAUCUUUGCUGUGAUACAAGGGUCUUUACUCUUGUUAUGAACUCGGAUUUUAAAUGUUUUCACUACCCAAUGUUUCACCGUAUAUCAUCCUAUGAAUUCUUUUUUCUUGAAAUCAUUCUGUGUUGCCUUUUAAAGAAAACAAAGCAAAACCAACUUGUGUGUGUAUUGUGGCACAUGGAAAGGGAGCAACCUUUUGCCCAGCCAGUAGAGAGCACUGUGUUCAGCCUUCUAUAAACGCCACAUCUCUUCUUGUUAUCUGUUUGCUCUCCUCUGUUCUUCCCUCGCUGCAGUGAAUCAAUGGCACACCUGUUCUCCCAGCCUCCCAGUCCCAUUGGUUCCUCCCUCGUGGGUACAAAAUAAUGAAUAGAUCUGUUUUACUCUUCUUCAUUUCAAUUGGUGGUGGUUAUAAUAAAGGAUUUAGACUGUGUUUCAAAGGUUUAUUUUCUUUUUUUUUAUUUGUUUCUCUAUUAAAGUGUUUUUAUUGAAA
This is a messenger RNA of Morone saxatilis (striped sea-bass), 10158 nucleotides long. It is a transcript of the gene helz, whose product is annotated as helicase with zinc finger. Lineage: Eukaryota; Metazoa; Chordata; Actinopteri; Moronidae. The record is from RefSeq and is a predicted model, not a curated record. Gene Ontology annotation, biological process: regulatory ncRNA-mediated post-transcriptional gene silencing. Gene Ontology annotation, cellular component: cytosol; P granule. Gene Ontology annotation, molecular function: helicase activity; metal ion binding.